Messenger RNA from Filobasidium floriforme, 2051 nucleotides. Its product is annotated as RCC1/BLIP-II. The coding region runs from base 237 to 1934 and encodes 565 amino acids. The transcript is spliced from 7 exons. The record is from RefSeq and is a predicted model, not a curated record. Lineage: Eukaryota; Fungi; Basidiomycota; Tremellomycetes; Filobasidiales; Filobasidiaceae.
CCGAAAGCCUCUAAGUAAAUACCCAAAUUGGGCUAACAAAUCCCAUCAUGGUUGGCGCAAACGGCGCGCCAUAGACCACGACCUCGAACAUCAAACAACAUCAUAUAGUUCGACCAGCUUCUUGCUCGGCAUCGCUAUUGUCGUCGUUACCUAACUCACUGAGGCUAGGUAGCUCCUGAUAGCCGUUCAAACCACUAGUCAAUCCAAUUCGCUGUCGCCGGUCAGCAACGCUUACGAUGGCUGAAGUAGGUGAACAUCGAGAUGGACCGAAUUGGGGACGAGUACUAAUCGCCGGAGGAGUAGACUGGCUGAAUCUCGGGAAGAAGGAUGUCAAGCCGGCAGCGGGAAAUGAGAAUCUUACGACACCGCAUGCUUUGAGAGCACUUGCCAACGUCAAGGUCACCAAGAUCUUCAGUGGUCCAUCGGCUAUGCACGCGGUGGCAGUUGACGUCCACGGUAAUGCCCACAUGAUCGGACGCAACCUACCGUCUUCCGUACUUGGAAUUUCGUCGGAUACCACUCCAUUCUCCCCCUUCCUACCUCCCUCGUCGUCGACUACUCCUACUCUCCCGGUCGCCGUGAAGAUCCUAGCCCAGUCUCUACCCGGAGCACUUACCGCCAAGACCCUCGCCAGCAAGGCGUCCAAGGCUGGCAGCAGCAAGGAGGAUACCGCCGACCAACCCACUCGGAUUGUGCAAGCCGCUUGCGCUCGUCAUCACACGCUACUCGUAUCGAAUUGCGGGAGAGUCUGGGCUUGUGGAUCGAACCCGGAUGGAAGGCUCGGAGUGGAUGUCAAGGGGAAGGGCGAAGAAGUCGUUGCCGAGUUCGUGAGGGUGUCCGGACCAUGGGAGAAGGACGGAGGCAAGGUCGUACAGGUCUCGGCAGGUCUCACAUUUUCCCUCUUCCUCAUCGACAAUGGCAAGAUCUAUGCUACGGGGUCGCACGAGAACGGCCAAUGUGGGAACGGUGUGACGGGAGCACGAAUCUCGGGACCGGGCAAGACCAGCUUUGACUACGACGACUAUCCGGUACUCAUCCGACCUUUCACCAAGAACAAGAUCGUGGGCAUCGCUUCGGGCAAUCAACACAGCAUGGCAAUGGACGAGGAGGGCAUGGUGUAUACAUGGGGUUUCGCUGGAUAUGGUCGCCUAGGACUCAACGACCAAGUCGACAAGAAAGUUCCUACCAUGGUCCCGCAAUACGCUAGGAACCCAAAUACUCGAGCGAGAGACAUCGUCUGCGGUCCGACUUGCUCGAUCGUGAUCGACAAGCAGGGUAUCUACCAGAUCGCCGGCAAGUGGAAGCUCACGGGAGACGGAUCGAGCGGAAGUCCAUACACCUACUUCAAGUCUGUUCAAGACAUCGUCUCGUGCAAGACCAUCAAAGCGGCCAGCGGCGGGAACGGACACUUCUUGACGAUACCUUCGGAAAGCGGCGGAGUGACGAGCGUCGGAUUUGGACAAAACUGCAUAGGCGAGUUGGGUCUCGGGGACGACGAGCCGAAGAAUUCGACGAGACCGGCAGAGAUCAAACCGUUGCAAGGGGUCGACGUCAUCGACUUGGCGGCUGGAGGUUCGACGACGUAUUGGGUGGUGAAACCCGGCGAGACGGUCGAGGCACUCAAGCGAUGGCCAGAGGAGGUAGACUCGCCGGAUGAGUGCAUGGUCUGCGGCAAGGAUACGGACGACGAUCUCAUCGAGUGCGAAAAGUGCGAGACGCCCUGUCACCUGAAAUGCAACGAUCCGCCUCUCGAUGCGGUACCCGAAGGGGAGUGGCUGUGCUCUACGUGCGCUGCUCAACAGGAAGAUCCAUCUUACCAGCCCAUUCCCAGCAAGACCGCGGCGGCAGCCAGUCCGGCCAAAGCUGGGUCUAAACGAAAGGCUCCUGUUGAACCGGUCGUCGCGAAGAAAGCUCCGGCCAAGAAAAGAAAGUAGGACAUUGAGCCGGGCCGUUCUCAGACGGGAUCUGAGUUUGUAUCCUACAUCAUACGUUAUAAUGAAUAAAGACAUUCGCGCUCGAUGCUUUAAAGAUGAUACGGAUGCCUUUCGGGC